Messenger RNA from Pelecanus crispus (Dalmatian pelican), 2639 nucleotides. NCBI's taxonomy places the organism in Eukaryota, Metazoa, Chordata, Aves, Pelecaniformes, Pelecanidae. The record is from RefSeq and is a predicted model, not a curated record.
AACUGCUUGAGGAGGAGGGACGCCGGCCUACUAAAUCAGUUACAAGAGCUAGAUAAGCAAAUAAGUGAUCUCCGCCUGGACGUGGAAAAAACGACAGAUGAACACCUUGAGACAGACAGUCGUCCAAGUUCAGGGUUUUAUGAGCUGAGUGAUGGAGCUUCUGGAUCGCUCUCCAAUUCAUCUAACUCUGUCUUCAGUGAGUGUUUAUCCAGUUGCCAUUCUAGCACUUGCUUUUGCAGCCCUUUGGAGGCAACACUGAAUAUCUCAGAUGGACGCCCUAAAUCUGCAGAUCUCAUAGGCUGGAUGGACUAUAAUAAGGAAGGCCAGCAUGAGGACCAGACUGCAGGCUCUGUCUGUCGCUCUUUGUCUACACCGCACUCAAAUUCCCUCGAUGUCGUUGCAGAUGUACAUCCAAAGUACCAGUGCGAUCUCGUGUCUAAAAACGGGAACGAUGUCUACCGGUACCCCAGCCCACUCCACGCGGUAGCUGUGCAGAGUCCCAUGUUUCUUCUCCCCGUGACUGAAAACCCCCAGCGAGAAGAGGAGAGGCUUGGUUGUGAUAUUAGCGACGUUUGCUCCAGAUCUGAAACGGACUCAGGAAAAUCCGCCAACGCCUUUCUCCCGCAAGGCUCCUGGCCGGCGCCGUGCCCUUCCACCAGCAAGAGGAUAGACGGGUACAUCUUAAGCCUGGUUCAGAAAAAGACUCAUGCGGUAAGGACUAACAAACCGAGGACGAGUCUCAACGCCGAUCCCACCAAAGGGAUCUUGAGGCAUGGAAGCAUGUGCGUCAGGCAGCCCGCAGGGGUGGUGGCUCACGGUAACGUCGUAAACCUGAAGAGCUCCAAGCAAGCGUGCUUGCCUUCCAGUGGGACCACCGCUCUGGACCAUGCGGCACCUUCCCCGUUAAAGCAGAGGCCGAGGGAGCCGGCUGGCGAGCAGCUGGAGAGUAGGAAGGCACCUUUGCCGGCGGCUUUCCCACCCGCCGUGGCGGGCGAACUUCAGAGCAAGCACGUGCCGCGGGGCGUCAAACCGGCACCUCCGGAGCUCAACCGCAACGCAGUGGCCACGGCAGGGGACGUCCCCAAGGAGAACGGCCAGCUCUUUGCCGCGUCUCCCAAAGACAGCCCGGGGAAGACCGUGGUGCUGCAGCCGGAGAACAGGGUCAGCCAGCCUCCCAAAAAAAUACUGCAGGCGGCGCGCUCCUCGUCGCCUGCUGUCGAGGAGCGGCCCGCGCUGGAUUUCAAAAGCGAGGGCUCUUCCUCCCAGAGCCUGGAUGAUGGGUUGCUGGUGAAUGCCCAGUACAUACCGGCCCAGCAGCAAAGCGUGAAGCUUCACAAAGGCACCCGAAAUGUCAAGAUUUUGAAAAGCUCUGCGCUGAAACACAGGCCCCACCUUGCCAACGGGCUGGAAAAUGGUUCGCAGACCUUGCGGGAGAAAACCAAGCCGGUGGGCAAGAAGUGCCGCUUUCCUGAUGAGUUGGAUACAAAUAAGAAACUGAAAAAACCCUCCUCACGGGGGAAGAGAGGCAGCGGCCUUACGUGGAAGUCGUCGGCGGAGAUUUCCUACGAGGAGGCCCUGCGGAGGGCGAGGAGGAACCGGCGGGAAGGUGUGGGGGUCUACUCGCAAGUCCCCCUGCCCUACGUCAGCCCGUACGCCUACGUGGCCAGCGACUCGGAGUACUCGGCGGAGUGCGAGUCCUUGUUCCACUCCACCGUGGUGGACACGAGCGAGGACGAGCAGAGCAACUACACAACGAACUGCUUUGGAGACAGUGAGUCGAGCCUGAGCGAGGUGGAGUUUGUAGGGGAGAGCACGACCACCAGCGACUCUGAUGAGAGCGGGGGCCUUAUUUGGUCUCAGUUUGUCCAGACGCUCCCCAUCCAAACGGUCACGGCGCCGGAGCUGCAUGAAAAUGCGGCGAAGGCCUUUGUCAAAAUCAAAGCCUCCCAUAACCUCAAGAAGAAAAUCCUCCGCUUUCGGUCGGGCUCCCUGAAGCUCAUGACAACUGUCUAGUGAGGUGACUUGGUGGAAUGUAUCUGCUUCUGCUUUCGGAAGCAAGGUGCUUUUGUGUACAUAUUUCCACAGAUUUUUUUUUUUUUUUUAUACAAAUAUUUAAAACUUAAGGUAAAUUAUGUCACUUGUCUUCAGAACUUGGGUGGAUACUAGUGCCUUUUACGUGGAAAUAAAAGACCAUUAUACUCGUUUAAAAAAAAAAAACAAACCACAUAACACUGCCAUUUCAGUGGUGAACAGCCUCCAGUGCAUGGUAUCAGAAGGCUUUGAAAAAAGGCUAAUGUUCUGGGAAUGGAUCUUCCUUGCCUAGUUUUUCCAGUUCUGGGUCUUAUACAGGAUAUCGACAGCUUAAGGUCAUAAGUUUUUAGGGGAUAAGGGGGAGGGAGUGCGGGUGGUCUUCAUGUUUUUGCUUGUCCCUUUCUGCUGCUCCUGCUGCCACAUCUUGAACUUCUUCCUCCUGGUAGUCUGGCCUGUUUUUUUUUCUUUUUUUCUUUUCUUGUUGAUCCUCUUCUUGAAACUCACCCCCGUCCUCCCCUAGCUUUCCCACACCAGGAAAGGGCUCCAGUUCAAUCUGUCUUCAAGGUUAAGUUGCCUUCUCUGGAGUGCACUCUGCUCUGAUCUCCUGG